Molecule: messenger RNA, 1269 nt
Organism: Chinchilla lanigera (long-tailed chinchilla)
Lineage: Eukaryota; Metazoa; Chordata; Mammalia; Rodentia; Chinchillidae
Gene: St6galnac6
Product: ST6 (alpha-N-acetyl-neuraminyl-2,3-beta-galactosyl-1,3)-N-acetylgalactosaminide alpha-2,6-sialyltransferase 6
Biological process (GO): oligosaccharide metabolic process; regulation of apoptotic process; ganglioside biosynthetic process
Molecular function (GO): alpha-N-acetylgalactosaminide alpha-2,6-sialyltransferase activity; protein binding
Source: RefSeq, a predicted model, not a curated record
AUGAGGAAACUGAGGCUCAGAGAGGUCACAUGGCUUGCUCGAGGCCCCCCAGCCAGUGUGACCCCGCAUCCCUGCCCCCUGGGCCACCUGCAGGACGCUGGCCCCUGCCGCUCAGCAGACGCCGCCGAGAGAUGAGCAGCAGCAAAGAGCAGCGGUCGGCAGUGUUCGUGAUCCUCCUUGCCCUCAUCACCAUCCUCAUCCUCUACAGCUCCAACAGCGCCAACGAGGUCUUCCAUUACGGCUCCCUGCGGGGCCGCACGCACCGGCCCAACUUCAAGAAGUGGAGCCUCGCGGAUGGCUUCACCCCCAUUCUGGGCAACAAGACACUGCCCUCCCGGUGCCACCAGUGUGUGAUCGUCACCAGCUCCAGCCACUUGCUGGGCACCAGACUGGGCCCUGAAAUCGAGCAGGCCGAGUGCACCAUCCGCAUGAACGACGCGCCCACCACGGGCUACUCGGCCGACGUGGGCAACAGAACCACCUUCCGCGUGGUGGCCCACUCCAGCGUGUUCCGGGUGCUGCGCAAGCCCCAGGAGUUUGUCAACCGCACGCCCGAAACCGUGUUCAUCUUCUGGGGCCCCCCGAACAAGAUGCAGAAGCCGCAGGGCAGCCUGGUGCGCGUCAUCCAGCGGGCAGGGCUGGUGUUCCCCAACAUGGAGGCCUACGCCGUCUCUCCCGCCCGCAUGCAGCAGUUUGACGACCUCUUCCGGGGUGAGACGGGCAAAGACAGGGAAAAGUCCCAUUCGUGGUUGAGCACAGGCUGGUUUACCAUGGUGAUCGCGGUGGAGCUGUGUGACCACGUGCACGUCUAUGGCAUGGUCCCCCCUGACUACUGCAGCCAGCGGCCCCGCCGGCAGCGCAUGCCCUACCACUACUAUGAGCCCAAGGGGCCGGAUGAGUGUGUCACCUACAUUCAGAACGAGCACAGCCGCAAGGGCAACCACCACCGCUUCAUCACUGAGAAGAGGGUCUUCUCGUCGUGGGCCCAGCUGUACGGCAUCACCUUCUCCCACCCCUCCUGGACCUAAGCCAACCUGCCUGGGGGAUCUCCCGAAGGACACAGAAGUGGCUCUGGGCUCAGCCAACCGAGCUGGAGCCAGCUUCUGAGCAAUCGAGGCUGGUGACAGUGUCUCCCAGCCAAUCGGGGCCUUGAUGAGGGUAUAUCCUCCAGCCAGUCAGAGUGCCUGGGGGUAUCUCUUGGCCAAUCAGGGAUUUGGGAUUCUAUGUGGGUCAUCAGGGGUGUCAGGUCUUUCUUGUCCAGUCAGGGUC